ACUAGUUUACUAACAUGCAGUGAUGCAGUAGAAAAAAAAAGUCUUUAGUUUAUAUUUUGUCUUGAUCCUACCAUUUAGCGUAUCAAGAGUUUUAGUGCAUACCGGUAGUCGGACAACAUUUUGAAGAGUAGGAAGCGAUUCAUUUAAUCCACAGUCCCCCCUGUCUAUGAUAUAUUCACAGCCCAAGUAACAGCGGCAAUGCAUUCCUUGAAUUGAGUAAACUUAAAUCAUUUCUUGAUGGUUAUAAGUAUAGCUUAUUUGUUCUUUAGUUGCAGCUUCCGUGAUGUACGCCCAAGACACAGCGGCAAAAACCGAACACGUCAAAUGCGGCAAGAAGGUGGAUUUGGCGAUAGUUCUCGAUGCCUCUGCAAGUAUGGGCGAAGACAAUUACAAACUAGCCAAGACUUUGACUAAGGAGAUCAUAAGUCGAUUCACCAUCUCCCCGGACAAGACACGUGUCUCGCUUAACUUCUUCUCAGCGCACCACGUGAUUGUGUCAAAGCUAAGCGAUAACUUCAGCAAAAGCAAGCUAAUGUCAUUGACGGAUCAGAUGAUGUAUGAGAAAUCCUUCUCAAAGCUCGCUACAACGCUGGAGGCAGUGCAUUACGAGCUGCUUGUGAAGAAAGGAGGAGCCCGGCCCAAGCAAAAAGGUGUCAAGAUGGCGACGGUCUUGGUAACCGAUGGAUAUGGAACGGCUGGAUUUGAAGAAACGUCAGACGAAGCGAAGAGCAUGAAAAAAUAUAACGUCGAGAUGUUCACAGUUUAUCCGGAAAAAGGCAGAACAUAUAACAAAAUUAUGAUGCACCUCGCUAGCAAACCCACUAAGUCGCAUCUGUUCAAGCUAACAAAGGACGGGGGUGCGAGGAGAAAAGUAGUGGAUCAAAUCGUCAAGCAGAUCUGCUCGGAUAAUAAGUAUAGAUUCUGACUGCAAAAAAAUAACUCGACCCAAUCCUCCCGCUAUCAAAGUAAGAAUGGCGAAUAUACGAAAAGCCAUCGUCCUCAGCGGGUUUUUUCACUUGUCGUGUCUAAGAUUUUGAGGUAUUCUUAGGUUCUCUAGUGAAUCGUAAGUUGGGAGAGAGACCUCCAGCUUUAUUCUAGUCUGAAAGGAUGAAACAGUCUUAGGUCCCCGGAGUAGAAAAUGCAGCCUAUCCCGCAAAGACCGCUUUACUAGAACUGAGUCUCUUCUCGUGGCUCAAACAGAGUGCGUUAAAAUGUUUAAUUUUAAGUCAUGUUAUUCUUUGUUAAAAUGUAAUCUAGUUAAUGAAAUUCGUGUUAGGAAUAUAUUCAAAUUAUCUAGUAUUUACUAGUAUUUAUACGUAUGGCUUAUAACAGGGGCGAAUACAGAGGUUUUACUGUCGAAUCCGUUGUAUCGCACAAAGCGAGACUCUGAUUGGCUCAGAAUGGUUUUACUGACGGAAAAGAAAACCAAAACAAAUCGUGUUUGAGAACGCGGGUCGCGAUACAACGGAUUCGACAGUAACAUAUUCAUGGUGUAAUAGACUUGUAGACAGACUUUUUCCCCAAGGGGGAUAUGAGGGGAAGACCCUGGGAACGAGGAUGCGUCAGAGCUGGCGAAUCAUGCCAGAUGAUAUCUGGAUUAGAAAAGUAAAAAAAAAACCCCGAAAUUGCCUUGACUCCUAAUAUAAACACCAAGUAUAAUUGUCUUCAAACAGUUUUUAAUUAAAAUAACUACCAUGAGUGCAAUCAGAUAAAGUAAAACGAUUUCGAUCUAGGGUGCUAGAACUCUUAAGUCAAGUACACCUCCGUAAAUGCUUUUAAACAAUAUUGGAAACAAAUUAUGAGAGAACAUCUAAAAAAAAGAUCUUGUACUUGGUAUCCUAAUACUAUUUACCAAAUUCAAUAAAAAAUAUCGCAACAGUUCCCCAAAAA
Molecule: messenger RNA, 1890 nt
Organism: Nematostella vectensis (starlet sea anemone)
Lineage: Eukaryota; Metazoa; Cnidaria; Anthozoa; Actiniaria; Edwardsiidae
Product: von Willebrand factor A domain-containing protein 2
Exons: 3
Coding region: 284-925 (213 amino acids)
Source: RefSeq, a predicted model, not a curated record